Molecule: messenger RNA, 8475 nt
Organism: Stegostoma tigrinum
Lineage: Eukaryota; Metazoa; Chordata; Chondrichthyes; Orectolobiformes; Stegostomatidae
Gene: gch2
Product: GTP cyclohydrolase 2
Exons: 6
Coding region: 33-746 (237 amino acids)
Biological process (GO): tetrahydrobiopterin biosynthetic process; tetrahydrofolate biosynthetic process
Cellular component (GO): cytoplasm
Molecular function (GO): GTP binding; GTP cyclohydrolase I activity; zinc ion binding
Source: RefSeq, a predicted model, not a curated record
UGGACACAUCGCAGUACUGCAGCCUCGGCAGCAUGGAAUACGCCAAGCAGAUAGUCGCUGCGGAAACUAAGGGGGUCUGCUGCGCGAAGAAGUUCAUGGCCAGCUGCUUUGAGGGCUACAACGACUUCACUGCAGACUCCAGGAAAGCCACAGUGCAGUGGAAGGACGAGAAGAAGCGAGGAGGAGAAGAUGUCCUGGCUGAUCUGGAGGAAGCCUACACCAGCAUCCUGAGGGGGUUAGGGGAGGACCCAGGGAGGCAGGGACUGCUAAAGACCCCCAGGAGAGCCGCUACAGCAAUGCAGUUCUUCACCAAAGGUUACCAAGAAAACGUUCCCGACAUUCUGAAUGAUGCCAUCUUUGAUGAGGACCACGAUGAAGUAGUCAUUGUGAAAGAUAUUGAUAUGUUCUCACUUUGCGAACAUCAUUUAGUUCCAUUUUUUGGCAAGGUACACAUAGGUUACCUACCGAAUAAGAGGGUGGUUGGACUAAGCAAACUGGCAAGGAUUGUUGAAAUCUACAGUAGAAGACUUCAAGUUCAAGAACGACUGACCAAACAAAUUGCAGUGGCACUUACAGAGGCUUUGAAACCAGCUGGAGUAGCUGUUAUCAUUGAAGCAACGCACAUGUGUAUGGUAAUGCGAGGCGUGCAGAAAAUUAAUAGCAAGACCAUGACUAGCACGAUGCUUGGAGUUUUCCGUGAGGACGAAAAGACACGGGAAGAAUUUCUUACACUGACAAAGGAAUAGAAGGACCAUUCCAGUUCUAUCCCAUGUUAAAACUUUAGGAAAGCCUGCUGACCUGCCAUGAGAAAUGGAUUAUACUGAAGCAAUAACUUCUGUUUGGCUUAAGGUUUAAAAAAUCCCAUGGUGAAUUGUGUACAUUAUUAAUGCUGAAUAUUCCAAAUAGCACACUUAAUUCAAGCAGGGACCAAGAAACUACCAGGAUACUAUGAGAAAACAGUGUUUUGGUGUUGUUAUGCAAUAUUUAAGUAGGAUAAAAUGCAUUAUUCUUAGUGUGAAAUUGUAGGUUUAUGUUAACUAUAAAUCUAUUUAUAUAUGAUUCUACUGUGUCAUUUAACAUUGUGAAAUGUUUCUGACUUUUUAGGGACUAGUAUUUAAUAAUGCUUAAACCAAUGUUUAUUGGCAGGCUGCUCUGAUUAAUUUGCCAGGGAGCAAGUUUACAUGAUCAUAAAGUGGGAAAUGUUUAAUCAACUCAAUAAGUCUGAAUACAGCCAUCUAUUUAAUAUGUUCAAAUUUCAAAACUAGACAAGGCAACAGCCUUGCAUAUCUCGGAACCUAGGUAAAAAUCAGCCUGGUCACCAUGUUAACGUUUACUUACACUGGAGUGCCCUUGACACUGAUCCAGCUCCCUCAGAGCCAGCUCUCAGAGUGAACAGGAUGUCUGACACUCCUAUUCUUACCUGUCAGCCAAAGCUCCCUGAUUGGAUCUGAUUAACAAUGAAAUAUUCCAACUCCACAGAUAUUUUCAUACCCUAUGAAGUCCAUCUGGCUGAUCUCAUUACAAUCACUAUGGAUGCUCCUCUCACUGCUGACUUCAUGACUCUCAACAUAGAUUGAACCUUUCAGUUUGUACGAUUAGCUACCUCUGUCCACAGGCUUGCAUAUGUGGUAAUUGGAAAAAUUGCAAAAAGUGCACUUCUGAAGUUUUAGCUGAGAUAUUUUGUUUUGACCAAGUAGAGGCAGCUUCACUUUAUGGUCAGCCAUAAGUGUUUUACUCUGGGAAAUGUGAAAAUUAUUCACGAUUUUUUAAAAAAUUGACAUGUUUUGCAGGCCCUUUUUUCCUGCUGCAAUCUACAGUUGUGAAUUGGCUUCUGAAAACUAAUAGAUCUGUGCUGAAUUAGCCAGAGAUCUGUGAAGGAGUAAUAUUUUUUAUUUCUUCUGGGAUAUAAGAUUUGCUACCAAGCCCAAAUUGCCCAUUCCUAAAUACCAGUUAGAAGAGUGUGGUCAGCUGCCUUCCUGAACCACUACAAUUCAUAUGUUCUGGAGGUGGGGAGAGGGUGUGGAAGGGGGAGGGGUAUUGUGCUGCUAAGAAGGAAGAUCCAGGAUUUUGACAGAAUAACAGUGAAGGAAUGGUAGCUUGUUCCAAGUUAAGAUGGUGCAUGCCUUGAUGAAGAACAAUACAUUUAGUGAUGUCCAUAUGCACCUGUUGGCUCUAUUCUUCUAGGUGUUGCUUUAGAAGGAUCUUUUGGUGGAGCUUUUGAGUUGCUGCAGUGCAUCUUGGAGACAGAAGACAGGUGUUCUUGCACUGUUCGUCUUGGGGGAAGUGAAUGUUUAGAUGAUGGCUGGGCUGCCAAUAUUUUUACACUUCAUUAUUGGAGCUGUGUUCAUCCAGACAAGUGAAGAAUAUUCAAUCACACUCUUUGAAGUUAGCUUGUCAAUGGUGGAUGGGAUUUGGGUGUGUACAUUUAAAAUAUUCAGCAUAAAAUUCCCAGCUCUUAACACAACAAAUAUGUUUCUAUUCAGUCUUAACCUCAGGAUGUUGUUGGUGGUAGAUUCAGUGAUGGUAAUGAUGUUUUCGUCAGGGGAGGUGCUUAGAUUCUCUUUUGCUGGAGAUGGUCAUUGCCUGGCACCUGUGUGACAAAGAUUACUUGCCAAUUAUUAGCCCAGCCUUAAUUUUGUUAGGCACUUAUGCGUAGGCAUAAACUGCUUGGUGCAAAUGUUACUGAACAUUGAGCAUCAUCAUCAACAUUUGCUUCUAUCUUUAUGAUGCAAGGAAGCACAUUGAUAUUAGGACACCACAAUUGUCCUCUGUAAUUCCAGACCACUGAAAGGAUAGGUUAGCUGAGCUUUUUACUCCUGGUCAAUAUCCAUUGACCACAGCUGCAGGUACUGAGAUCAGAAUUAGCCUUGACUGGGACACCUCCACAGUUGACUAGCCUACAAAUACCACAGUCUACAAACACUGGCUGCUCAAAUGAAUUUUUGGAAGUUGCGUGUUGCUAACAGGAAUGUCGUUUAGUAAGACACAGUGCCUUCAAGAAAGAAAAGGAGGGAAAACUAGAAAAGGGAAUGCUCUGCUUUUAAUAUAUAAUCAACAGUACAUUCAGCUUCAAUAGUAAUUUAUCUGGAAUGGAAUAUAUUUUAAAGAAUCCGUUUGAUAUAGAAAUUGCAGCUGAUGUUGUUAACAUAAAAGUGAGGGAGAAAUUUUCCGAGUCCAAGAUGGAUGCUAGUUGAUCACCAGCCUAUUUUACAACCAAACCAUGCUUUCAUCAUAAAGUCAAUGGAAAGGCAAAGUGGGGAGAUUGUCACAUGGGCUGCUAUGUUUAUCGUCUGUUAGGUCCUGUCACCUAUAUUUUGUGCUAACACCUGUUGUGUGCUCCCAUCUACUGUGAAUUUUCCCUCAUAUUUGUUUUUACCAAUUCUUCUAAUUCUGCACUUUAGUGAAGAUAUUAAUGUGCUUAGUUAGAAUAGGUUAAUGCCUCCAAUUACAUCACAACUAGAAGGCUUUUUAGAAUCCCUACAGUGUGGAAACAGGCCAAUCAGCCCAACAAGUCCACACCACCACACCGAAGAGCAUCCCACCCAGACCUAUCCCCCUUCCCUUUCUCUGUAACCCUGUAUAUCCCAUAGCUAAUCCACCUAACUUACACAUCCCUGGACACUAUGAGCAAUUUAGCAUAGCCAAUUCAACUAACCUGUAUAACUUUAGACUGUGGGAGGAAACCGGAGCACUCAACAGAAACCCACACAGACAUGGACAGAAUGUGCAAACUCCACACAGGCAGUUGCCUGAAGGUGGAAAUGAACUGGGUCCCUGGCACUGAGAGGCAGCAGUGCUAGCCAUCGUGCCACCCAAGAAAUGAGGGCUCGUCUGGGAAUUGAACCCAGGAACCUCUCGCAUCUCAACAACAUACAAGCCCCCUAAGCAAGAAUCACACCCACAGACCAACAAGCGUUCCCCAUUUCAGAUAAACAUGCUAAAUAUUUGUAAAAAGACAUUGGCAACAACAAUUUUCACUGUUGCCUUCUUUAUCCCAUGGGUUUAACAUUAUAAAUUACAAUACAAAUCAGAGAACAGAAAAGUAUACAGAUGAAAUUAUUUUACUGUUUGGAUACUUUCAGUAAAUUUAAAAGACCUUAUCCUUUUUAGAUUAACACGGCAUUUAUCAUCCUGAGGUAACUCAUACACCUCUGAGUAAACAGGACUAUCACGAUUAACAAUUUGUAUAAAGAACACCAAUUCAUGGUCUCACCAACAAAAUUACCAAAAGAACUCUUAUUUAUAAGAGCAUCUUUCAUGACCUCAAGAAUGCAUAAAGCAAUUUGCAGUUCUAGAAAAGUAUUUAAAUGUAGUCACUGUUGUUUGUAGGGAACUCGGAAGAAGGCUGAAAAGCAGGACUUCCAGGGUGGUUAUCUCCGGAUUGCAUCCAGCUCCUUGGGCUGGAGAGGGCAGGGAGAGGGAGAUAAUGGACCUGAACGUGUGGCUGAGGAACUAGUACAGGAAACAAGGAUUUAAAUUCUUAGAUCACUGGGGUAUGUUUUGGGGUAAGGAUAAAUUGUACAAGAGGAACGGGUUGCACCUUAAUAGGUGGGUGACCAGCAUUCUGGCAGGCAGGUUUGGCACUGCAACACAGGUGUGUUUAAACUAAGUAGUGGGAGGGGGGACAAACUGGAAAUUUAAGAAUGAGGUUAAAGGGAAAAUGAGAAUAAGGGAAGUUGAGAAAAACAACAGAAUCAGCGGAGCAGAAAACUCAAGAAGGGAUCGUACAGUAUGGCCAAGUGAAAUACGGAUUGAUAGGAAGGGUGAGGGGAAUAACAAAUCAAAAAUAUUAUAUAUGAAUGCACGAAGCAUAAGAAAUAAGGUGGAUGAGCUUGAGGCUCAGUUGGAAAUUGGCAAGUACGAUGUUUUGGGGUUAACUGAGAUGUGGCUUCAAGUGGACAGGGUCUGGGAAAUGAAUAUUCAAGGCUAUACGUGCUAUCGAAAGGACAGACUGAUGGGCAGAGGGGGCGGGGUGACCCUGUCACUCAGCAAUGAUAUUCAGUCUCUUGUAAGGGGGGGGGACAUAGAAUCAGGAGAUGUAGGGUCAGUAUGGAUAGAGCUGAGAAAUUCUAAGGGUAGAAGGACCCUAAUGGGAGUUAUCUACAGGCCCCCAAACAGUGCUCAGGAUGUAGGGCGUAAGUUGAAUCAGGAGUUGAAAUUGGUCUGUCGCAAAGGUAUUACUACAGUUGUUAUGGGAGAUUUCAACAUGCGGUAGACUGGGAGAAUCAGGAUGGUACUGGACCCCAAGAAAGGGAGUUUGUGGAGUGCCUCUGAGAUGGAUUCUUAGAAUAGCUUGUACUGGAGCCUAUCAGGGAGGAGGCAAUUCUGGAUCUGGUGUUGUGCAACAAAACGGAUUUGAUCAGGGACCUCGAAGUAAAGGAGCCAUUAGGAGGUAGUGACCAUAAUGUGAUAAGUUUUAAUCUGCAAUUUGAGAGGGAGAAGGGAGAAUUGGAAGUGUCAGUAUUGCAGUUGAAUAAAGGGAACUAUGGAGCUAUGACAGAGGAGCUGACCAAAGUUCAAUGGUUCAGUACCCUAGGAGGAAUAGCAGUAGAACAACAAUGGCAGGUAUUUCUGGAUAUAAUGCAGAAGGUGCAGGAUCAGUUCAUUCCAAAGAGGAAGAAAGAUCCUUCGGGGAGGCAGGAGCAGCUGUGGCUGACGAGGGAAGUUAAGGACUGUAUAAAGAUAAGAAAAGUAUAACAUAGCAAAGAUGAGCGGGGAGCCAGAGGGCUGGGAAGCUUUUAAAGAGCAACAGAAGAUAACUAAAAAGGCGAUAUGCAGAGAAAAAAUGAGCUAUGAAGGAAAACUGGCCAAAAAUAUAAAGGAGGAUAGUACGAGCUUUUUUAGGUACGUGAAAAGAAAAAAAAAAUGGUUAAGACUAAAAUUGGGCCCUUGAACACAGAAAUGGGUGAAUUUAUUAUGGGGAACAAAGAAAUGGCAGAAGAGUUGAAUAGGUACUUUGGAUCUGUCUUCAUAAGGGAAGACACAAGCAAUUUCCCAGAUGUAAUAGUGGCUGAAGGAUAUAGGGUAGUGGAUGAACUGAAGGGAAUUUAUAUUAGGUGGGAAAUGGUGUUGGAUAGAUUGUUAGGUCUGAAGGCUGAUAAGUCCCUGGGGCCUGAUGGUCUGCAUCCCAGGGUACUUAAGGAGGUGGCUCUAGAAAUCGUGGACGCAUUGGUAAUCAUUUUACAAUGUUCUAUAGAUUCACGAUCAGUUCCUGCGGAUUGGAGGGUGGCUAAUGUUGGCCCACUUUUCAAGAAACGAGGGAGAGAGAAAACAGGGAGUUAUCGACUGGUUAGCCUGACAUCAGUGGUGGGAAAGAUGCUGGAGUCAAUUAUAAAAGAUGAAAUUACGACUCAUUUGGAUAGCAGUAACAGGAUAGGUCAGAGUCAGCAUGAAUUUACGAAGGGGAAAUUGUGCUUGACAAAUUUUCUGGAAUUUUUUGAGCAUGUAACUAUGAAGAUGGACAAGGGAGAACCAGUGGAUGUAGUGUACCCGGACUUUCAGAAAGCCUUUGAUAAAGUUCCACAUAGGAGAUUGGUGAGCAAAAUUAGGCACAUGGUAUUGGGGGCAAAAUACUGACUUGGAUUGAAAAUUGGCUGGCUGACAGGAAGCAAAGAGUAGUGAUAAAUGGGUCCCUUUCAGAAUGGCAGGCGGUGACCAGUGGGGUACCACAAGGUUCUGUGCUGGGACUGCAGCUGUUUACAAUAUACAUUAAUGAUAUAGAUGAAGGCAUUAAAAGUUAUAUUAGCAAAUUUGCUGAUGACUCAAAGCUGGGUGGUAGUGUGAAAUGUAAGGAGGAUGUUAUGAGAAUACAGGAUGACUUGGACAGUUUAGAUGAGUGGACGGAUGCAUGGCAGAUGCAGUUUAAUGUGGAUAAAUGUGUGGUUAUCCACUUUGACAAGAACGGGAAGGCAGAUUACUAACUAAAUGGAGUCAAGUUAGCUAAAAGGGAAGUACAACAAGAUCUAGGUGUUCUUGUACAUCAGUCAAUGAAAGCAAGCAUGCAGGUACAGCAGGCAGUGAAGAAAGCUAAGGGGAGCUUAAACAAGGAAUUAAGUAUAGGAGCAAAGAGGUCCUUCUGCAGCUGUACAGAGCCCUGGUGAGACCGCACCUGGAGUAUUGUGUGCAGUUUUGGUCUCCCUCUUGCUAUUGAGGGAGUGCAGCGUGGGUUCACAAGGUCAAUGCCCGGAAUGGCGGGACUUUCAUAUGUUGAAAGAUUGGAGCGACUGGGUUUGUAUACGCUGGAGUUUAGAAGGAUGAGAGGGGAUCUGAUUGAGACGUGUAAGAUUAUUAAGGGAUUGGACACUGUGGAGGCAGGAAGCAUGUUUCCGCUGAUGGGUGAGUCCAAACCAGAGGACACAGUUUAAAAAUAAGGGGUAGGCCAUUUAGAACAGAGUUGAGGAAAAACUUCUUCACCCAGAGAGUGAUGGAUAUAUGGAAUGCUCUGCCCCAGAAGGCAGUGGAGGCCAAGUCUCUGGUUACUUUCAAGAAAGAGAUGGAUAGAGCUCUUAAAGAUAGUGGAAUCAAAGGUUAUGGGGAUAAGGCAGGAACAGGAUACUGAUGGUGGAUGAUCAGCCAUGAUCAUAAUGAAUGGUGGUGCUGGCUCAAAGGGCAGAAUGGCCUACUCCAGCACGUAUUGUCUAUUGUCUAUUGAAACAGAAUGCCACUUUGCACACAGUCAACUCCCAUAAGCAGCAGUGAGAUAAGUGGCCAGAUAUCUGUUUUAAAUGUUAGUUGAUUGAAAGAUAAAUGUUGGCUAGAAUAACGUAUUUCUUUUAUGGGAGAGACCCAACAGACAGCAUCUCUGACUUGCUCAGCAUCAGCCUAGGUUAUGCGAUCAAUUAACUUGUGUGGCAUCCGAAACCACAAUUUUCCUGAUUCAAAAGCAAGAAUGACAGUACUGAGUUAAGACACCUAUUGAAAAUGCAAAACAUUUUAAAAGAUAUUACCAAAAUGGUGCUUUGCAAUUAAUUCUUAUUUCAAAAUAACACUAUAAUCUACAACAUGACCUUAAUGACAAGUACUAUAUAAAAUGUCUUAUGAAAUAAAAUAAAGAUUUAGAGAUUCUGUCAAGCACUAUCAACUGAAUGUUCUGCCUGUUGUUUAAGUGACAAACGUUUUAUAUGUUGCUGAACUAAAGGUCUCUAGCCUUUCUGCGACAGUUGUUUCAUUAUCCAUGUUUGUAUACACUGCAGUUCUUCUUCAUAUACAUUAUAGUCAAGACACUGUAAAAUGAAAAAGGGUUUUAUUUUAAUGGCACUGGAUUUGAAUAUUUAUAUAAAUGUGUUGUGCCUUUUGAUUGUGUAUUUUGAAUGUGUGCAAAAUGAAAGAAUUAGAAAUUGGGGAUGAUUUGAUGUAUAAACAUUUGUGAAAACAUUUCUCACUAUUUAACUACAUACAAUAUUAAUGUAUGUAUGCAAAUUUAAAAAUGUACCAAAAUUUAUGUUGCACCUAUUAAUAGAAGUGUUUUUCAUGAUU